CGACCUCACGAACUACCAAGCUCUAACCCGCAGAUUCUUCGGGAAAUCUGUGCUCAUCCUCAUUCGAAGAUUUCGUCCCGACACCAUCGCAUCUCAAUCUGACAUAGGUGCUCUCUUUUCACCCACAAAGCCCUAUGCAGUUAUCUAUCUUGAAGUAUGUGCCAAUCGUUUGAUCGUCGCAUCGGUUAAGUUUCUACCGAAAUCUUGAGGCUUUGAGGGGCUUCUCAACUUUUUAGCGGCACUAUUUGUUAUAUUUGGCAGUCGUUUGUAGCCUUAUGGGCCAUAGAGUGUCAUUCAUAUUUCAUGGUGGCGGAGUACGUAGGCUCUGUUCGCGAAAGAUCUGCCUGUUAAUUUCAGUAUUUAGCUUAAACAAUUUGGUAUGGGAGUUGUGACUGUAUCUAGCUCAGCUGCUCGUACUCCUUUAGGACUGAGCACAAAAUUUUCAAGUCAUUGGCCUGCACUGAAGAAACCCGCAAUUUUAGCAUUUAAAGGAGAUAAAUCCAAUAAUACAGCCUUGGUUGCACCUCAAGAGCAAGUUCCUCUGCUGAUAGAAACCGCCAAGGCACACCGUAAAAGGAUAGUGAAAACUAAUAAAUUGCCAAAGAGAGUGAAAGCUGUCUUUACUGAUGAAGCAUCUCCAUCCACCUUGGAUGUGGAUUAUAAUGAAGCUGCUGCCAAACUUGAAAAUAUAUUCAAACUCAGCCCUGUCUCUGAUACUUGUAUCGAGGAAGAUAUAGACAACGGGAUCAAAACAGCCUCACGGAGAAGGAAGAAGACUGAUAGCGACAAUCAGAUAGAUAAUGACAGUGUGGUUAGAAGCCAGAAUAAGAAGGUCAAACGACUGAGUCUUGACAAAAGAAUUGCAUUAAAAAAGAACAGAAAAGAGGAGGUGGUUGUUCCGAAAAGAAAGAAAAGAAAUGUGAAGAGUAGAGCUGAGAAAAUUGAAGAGCUUGUCAGGGACUAUUCUGCAGCAACCGAUUUAGUCAGCUUGGACUGGAAAAAAAUGAAGAUACCCCCAGUUCUUCCCUCUACAGAGCAUACUUGGCUGUUCAAAUUGAUGCAGCCUAUGAAGGCUCUCCUUCCUGUAAAAGAAGAUUUACAAAAGGAUCUUAAAAGAGAACCAACAGAGGAUGAACUAGCUGCUGCAACAAACACGAGCAGCAUUCAAGUGAGAAAAACAAUCGAAGUUGGUCGAGCUGCACGCAACAAGCUUAUAAAGCACAAUCUCCGACUUGUCUUGUUUGUGAUCAACAAAUAUUUUCAAGAUUUUGCAAAUGGCUCGAGGUUCCAAGAUCUUUGUCAGGCAGGAGCGAGGGGACUUAUAACAGCAAUUGAUCGUUUUGAGCCAAAAAGAAGAUUUCGGCUAUCCACAUAUGGUUUGUUUUGGAUAAGACAUGCCAUUGUUCGAUCCAUGACCCUCGCUAGCUUCACUCGUGUACCCUUUGGACUUGAAUCGGUUAGGGUGGAUAUUCAGAGAGCAAAACUUGAGUUAACAUUUGAGCUUCAGAGAUUACCAACAGAGGAAGAGAUAAUAGAAAGAGUUGGGAUUUCUCCUGAAAGAUACCAUGAAGUAAUGAAGGCCUCGAAACCAAUACUUUCCCUUCAUUCAAGGCAUGCAACCACCCAAGAGGAGUUUAUAGAUGCGGUCACUGAUUUUGAAGGUGUUAAUGGCGAUGGCAGGAGGCAGCCUGCUGUUCUUAGGCUCGCUCUUGAUGAUGUGCUUGAUUCCCUAAAGCCGAAGGAGAGCUUGGUGAUCCGGCAAAGAUAUGGACUUGAUGGUCAGGGAGACAGAACAUUAGGAGAAAUCGCUGGGAACUUGAACAUUUCUAGGGAAAUGGUAAGGAAGCACGAAAUCAAGGCUUUGAUGAAGCUCAAACAUCCUGCUCGGUUGGACUAUCUUCGUCGUUACGUUGUAUAAACUGACUGUGUAGUAUGUAUAAUGUAUAAGCUUCCCUUCUAGAAUUGCCUGUCAUGGCGGCCCCACGUUAUGCGGUCAUUGUCAUUGGCGGCAGGUUGAUACUUGAUUAUUUGUACCAGUCAUUUAAGCAUACCCAAAAAAAAAAGAAAAAAUCUAAACUUUAUACCAAUGUAAUAUGUGAAGGACUUGAGAUUGCACAUAAAUAUACACAUAACCAUAUAUACCUGUCA
Messenger RNA from Prosopis cineraria, 2148 nucleotides. RefSeq names its product RNA polymerase sigma factor sigE, chloroplastic/mitochondrial. Bases 380 to 1918 code for a protein of 512 amino acids. Gene Ontology annotation, molecular function: DNA-binding transcription factor activity. Gene Ontology annotation, biological process: regulation of DNA-templated transcription; DNA-templated transcription initiation. The record is from RefSeq and is a predicted model, not a curated record. The transcript has 7 exons. Lineage: Eukaryota; Viridiplantae; Streptophyta; Magnoliopsida; Fabales; Fabaceae.